Molecule: messenger RNA, 2214 nt
Organism: Triticum turgidum subsp. durum (durum wheat)
Lineage: Eukaryota; Viridiplantae; Streptophyta; Magnoliopsida; Poales; Poaceae
Source: the annotation of a GenBank genome assembly
AUGGCCGGGAGCAGCGUCUCCGGCGGCGGCGGCCGCCCGCCGCUGUUCGCGACGGAGAAGCCGAAGCGGGUGCUGGCGUACCGGGUGUACGCGGGCACCAUCUUCGCGGGGAUCCUCCUCAUAUGGUUCUACAGAGCCACCCACAUCCCGGCGAGGGGCAGCAGCAGCCUGGGGUGGCGGGCGGGGCUGGGGCUGCUCGUGGCCGAGAUAUUGUUCGGCCUCUACUGGGUCCUCACCCUCUCCGUGCGCUGGAACCCGGUCCGCCGCACCACAUUCAAGGACCGCCUCUCGGAGAGAUAUGAUGAUGACCAGCUCCCUGGUGUGGACAUAUUUGUGUGUACAGCGGACCCAGCUCUUGAACCACCCAUGCUUGUCAUCUCCACGGUUCUGUCUGUUAUGGCUUAUGACUACCCGCCAGAGAAGCUAAACAUCUAUUUGUCUGAUGAUGCUGGUUCUGCUGUAACAUUCUACGCUCUUCAUGAGGCAUCUGAGUUUGCAAAGCACUGGAUUCCAUUUUGCAAAAAUUACAAGGUGGAGCCCAGGUCACCAGCUGCCUACUUUGCCGAAGGGGCUACCCCUCAUGAUGCUUGUAGCCCUCAAGAAUUGCUCCGCAUGAAGGAGUUGUACAAGGAUCUGACAGAUCGCGUGAACUCAGUAGUACAUUCAGGCAAGAUUCCCGAGGUUCCAGAAUGCAACCACAGAGGCUCCUCUGAAUGGAAUGAGAUGAUAACUUCUGGAGAUCACCCUUCAAUAGUCCAGAUUCUAAUUGAUAGAAACAAACGGAAGGCAGUUGAUGUAGAUGGAAAUGCAUUGCCAAAACUUGUGUAUAUGUCACGCGAGAAGAGACCUCAGGAACAACAUCACUUCAAAGCUGGAUCAUUAAAUGCUUUGAUAAGGGUAUCUUCGGUGAUAAGCAACAGCUCAGUCAUUCUGAAUGUUGAUUGUGAUAUGUACUCCAACAACUCUGAGUCCAUUAGAGAUGCAUUGUGCUUCUUCCUAGAUGAAGAGCAAGGUCAAGAUAUCGGUUUUGUGCAGUACCCUCAGAACUUUGACAAUGUGGUGCACAAUGACAUCUAUGGCAAUCCCAUCAACGUUGUCAAUGAGUUGGAUAACCCUUGCUUGGAUGGAUGGGGUGGAAUGUGUUACUAUGGCACUGGAUGCUUCCAUCGCAGGGAGACCCUCUCUGGACAAAUAUAUAGUAAAGAUUACAAGGAAGACUGGGAUAGAGGAGUGGGGAUAGCAGAAAAUGCAGAUGAGCUGGAAGAAACGUCCAAGUCACUUGUGACAUGCACGUAUGAGCAUAACACCCCGUGGGGCAUUGAGAAAGGAGUUAGAUAUGGGUGCCCACUGGAGGAUGUGAUUACAGGAUUGCAAAUCCAAUGCCGCGGGUGGAGAUCGGUGUACUACAACCCCGCUAGAAAGGGCUUCUUAGGCAUGGCCCCUACCUCACUAGGCCAGAUCCUGGUUCAGCACAAGAGAUGGUCAGAAGGGUUCCUCCAAAUAUCCCUCUCCAAUUACAGUCCCUUUUUAUUAGGCCAUGGUAAGAUCAAGCUGGGUCUUCAAAUGGGUUACUCGGUCUGUGGCUUCUGGGCCCUGAACAGCUUCCCCACCUUUUACUAUGUCAUCAUUCCUUCACUUUGCUUCCUCAGUGGCGUCUCUGUUUUCCCUGAGAUAACCAGCCCUUGGUGCAUUCCAUUCAUAUACGUCGUGGUAGCUUCAUACUCCUGGAGCCUAAUGGAGUCGCUGCAAUGUGGUGACACUGCAGUGGAGUGGUGGAACGCACAAAGGAUGUGGCUCAUGAGAAGGACCACCUCCUACCUCCUGGCGGCCAUCGACACGAUCGGGGGAAUGCUGGGCGUCUCCGAGUCCGGAUUCGAGCUGACGGUGAAGGUGGACGAGUCGCAGGCUCUGGAGAGGUACAAGAAGGGGAAGAUGGAGUUCGGGCCCAUCUCGGGUAUGUUUGUGAUCAUCACCACGAUCGCGCUGUUCAACCUGGUGUGCCUGGUGGUCGGGCUGGGCAGAGCUCUGUUGCGCGAAGGAACGGCAGGGUUGGGACCUUUGUUUCUGCAGGCUGUCCUCUGUGUGGCCAUAGUGGUCAUCAAUGCUCCGGUCUACGAGGCCCUCUUCAUCCGCAGGGACAGCGGAAGCCUGCCUUAUUUCGUCACCCUAGUUUCCCUUUGCUUUGUGUCGUCGCUCUGCCUACAGGCUAUCUAG